UUAGAGGCAAGUCCGAAUGACGCGCUACUUCGGAAGCAUCCGAGACCAUAGAUUUUCACAUGCGUGCCAACCGAGUGGGUUUCAACUUUGUACUUCGUAAUAAUUAUUUAUUAUUUCUACGAGUCUUCUGAAUUACACGGUCAAUAUAAAACGAAAAUGCUACCUACACCAAACCAAUAUGUAUACGCAUACCGAGGUCUCUACCGAGCUCUAUUACAUGCUGUACAAUAUGCAAAACCGGCACGCUACAUGGGAAGAAACAUGUUGAGAGACGAAUUUCGCAAAGGAAAUCCGGAAACAUUUGAUCAAAUACGAAUUGACAAUACCAUCAAAUUUCUAAAACUUGCGGCCAAAGAAACUGGUCUGGAGCACAAGUUAGUCAAAAACCUGCUUAGGGUACAGUAUGAGCGGGGGGUUCAAUGGAAAAUGUAAAGCCACCUUUAACCCGUAUCAGUAUCGAUAUUGCACUGCUAAAUCUCUAGCAGGCAACUCAGGGAAAAGACUCCUAUGCAGAAACAUUUGAGGCAGAAUACCAUGACGCAUUACGACAAAACUAUUGAAAUGCUCAACGAAAGCAUGGGUCUAUGUCUACGUUGAGGCGUUCCAAAUAGAGGGAAUAAGUCAUGUAAUCAACUUUCAGGCUUUACGUCUAACAUCACCUCAGAGUAGUAGUUGAUGUUUGCAGAGGACCAUUCUAUCUGUUGAAACACGUAUAUUUUCGAUGCUGUUAAAGUGAAAGGUCAUCCGAUGAAUGUUUAUUAUAUAUCUCAAAUUCCGAUGACUUGAGUUAUAAAUGACAUGGAGGAUCAGCGGCGUGCAUGGCCUACCUAGGUAGUCGUAUGGGGAUGAUUGCCGUACCACCUGUCUAGUCCUACGGAUGGUUGGGAGAUGGUACCUGUGGAUGGAGCGGCAAGCUAGAUCUGGGGCUAGCUGAUAUUUGGACUGGUACACAGCCUCUCACACUUAUCUUAUAGCAAGAAUCUAUGACGAAUGAUACUGAUGAGAUCAUUUCAGAUGACUACCAUCAAUAGCCUGAUUGUCUACGAGUAGCACCUCAGUAGUUUCACC
Messenger RNA from Sclerotinia trifoliorum, 1068 nucleotides. The record is from the annotation of a GenBank genome assembly. Lineage: Eukaryota; Fungi; Ascomycota; Leotiomycetes; Helotiales; Sclerotiniaceae.